Messenger RNA from Melitaea cinxia (Glanville fritillary), 945 nucleotides. RefSeq names its product ragulator complex protein LAMTOR3 homolog (gene Lamtor3). Gene Ontology annotation, biological process: cellular response to amino acid stimulus; positive regulation of TOR signaling. Lineage: Eukaryota; Metazoa; Arthropoda; Insecta; Lepidoptera; Nymphalidae. Bases 154 to 531 code for a protein of 125 amino acids. Gene Ontology annotation, cellular component: Ragulator complex. The transcript is spliced from 3 exons. The record is from RefSeq and is a predicted model, not a curated record.
AAAUGUCAGUGUCAACUGUCAAGCGGUAAAUAAUUUUGGUAUUUUGGAGUGUCAGUGGUACAGCUGAUAUAUACUCUUUGCAGCUGAUUCUUAGAUUUGUUAUUAGUAUUUCUUUGUUUUAUAUUUGUAAAUAAAUAAAAGUAUAUAAGGAAGAUGGUUGAUGAUUUAAGAAAAUUUCUAAACCAUUUACUUGAAAAAGUUAAUGGUUUACAUUGUAUAUUAAUCACUGAUCGUGAUGGAGUCCCUGUAGUCAGGUCAGUAACAGAAAAAGCCCCUCAAUUAGCUUUGCGGCCGAAUUUUAUUUCCACAUUCGGCAUGGCGACUGAUCAAGCAAGUAAACUUGGGCUUGGGAAAAACAAAACUAUCAUAUCUAUGUACUCCAGUUACCAGGUAAUACAAAUGAAUAAGCUGCCAUUAGUGAUAACAUUCAUUGGUAGUGAUAAUUGUAACACAGGACAUAUAUUGGCAUUGGAAAGUCAAAUAGAUCCAUUCCUUAAGGAUCUGGGAACAAUUGUGGCCGAUGCUCCAUGAGUUUAAAUAAAUACACGAUGUUUCUAUAUUAAUUAAAUUUAUACAAUGACUGCAAUAUAUAUAAAGGAAGUCUAGAUUCAUUUAUUCUUUUAUACUCUUAAAGUUAAUAUGUAAAGUAUGUAUAAACAUAAAAUAAAGUUAUAGAUAUGGGCGUUGGUGCAUGCAUUAUGAAGAAGCUACUAAAUACUCUAUUAAGUUUUUUACUUUCUUAGAUACUAGGCAAAAUUUGCAGUAUCAUUACGACACAUUAAGAAACUCGUAACUUUUUUUUACUUGUUGCAAUUAAAUCAUAGUAAAUAGUGUCUAAGAAAUGGGUUUUGUAUCGUUUCCUUGAUAUAGAAAUAAAAAUAUACUAACACCAAUAAGGUAGGUGUGUGUUGCUUAAGUGUAAAUAAAUAUAAUGUAAAUACUCUA